Messenger RNA from Meloidogyne enterolobii, 300 nucleotides. Lineage: Eukaryota; Metazoa; Nematoda; Chromadorea; Rhabditida; Meloidogynidae. The record is from the annotation of a GenBank genome assembly.
UUUCAUUCAAUGUAUAAGACGAAUAUUCUUCUCUUUUUGGUGUUGCACUCCAUGAACGUUGUGGUGAUAGCAAUUGAUUUGUUUCAUAGUCAGUUAUUGGAGACGAAAAUUGUUCCCUUAUCGGUGUUGAAGGUAAUGAAAACGAUGAUCGACCACCAGCAUCUCCCUCAUAUCCACUCAUUUCCGAAUGCUUUUCAUUUUUAUUUUUUCCUUUCUUAUUGCCUAUUUCCUUCUUUGUAUAAUUAAAUGUUGCUUUAGCUGUAUUUUCGGUAUCACAUUCAACAAGUGGGGGUUUGUGUU